Molecule: messenger RNA, 915 nt
Organism: Ordospora colligata OC4
Lineage: Eukaryota; Fungi; Microsporidia; Ordosporidae
Product: small subunit of replication factor C
Exons: 1
Coding region: 1-915 (304 amino acids)
Biological process (GO): DNA-templated DNA replication; DNA repair
Cellular component (GO): DNA replication factor C complex; nucleus
Molecular function (GO): DNA binding; ATP hydrolysis activity; ATP binding
Source: RefSeq, a predicted model, not a curated record
AUGCAGCAAUUAACAGAAAAGUAUCGUCCUAGAUCGUUACAGGAAAUUGUUGGCAAUAGAGAGGUUGUUGAGGCACUCUCUGCCAUUUCAUCUGCGGGGAUUAUUCCGCACAUGUUGUUUUAUGGUCCACCUGGAACUGGAAAGACAACAGCAAUCCGGUCGAUUGCUAGCAAGUUGCCAAAGGCAAGCGUGCUUGAGCUGAAUGCAAGUGACGAACGAGGAAUAUCUACAGUCAGGGAAACAAUUAAGGAAUUUGCGUCAGCCUAUUCAAAAUCAGUUAAACUUGUUAUUUUGGACGAGGCGGACAUGAUGAGCAGGGAUGCACAAAAUGCACUCAGAAGAAUAAUCGAAGACUUCAGUGCAAGCACAAGAUUUUGCCUAAUAGCCAAUUACUCAAAGAAGAUUAUUCUGCCGAUUAUAUCGAGAUGCACCAAGUUUAGGUUUGGCCCUGUGAAUCAGAUGCAGCAGAGGAUAAAAGAAAUAUGCAUGAACGAAGACAUCAGGUACACUGAAGAAGGUGUUGAUGAAAUAGCAAGGCUUUCUGCAGGAGACAUGCGCAAGGCUGUUAAUGACAUCCAGGGUGUCUAUUCGUCAUUCGGUGUGGUUGAUGAAAAGAAUGUUCAACAAUUCAACGGAACAGCACCAAAGAGUGUAUAUCUGAAAAUUCUUAACGAUCUAGUAACCAUGAGUGCUACAGGCGGAAGAGAAAUGCUUAAUAGUGUGGUAUUUGAAUACAGACUCGAUUGUAAUGAUCUUGUAUCUAAUCUGUGUGAUAUUGUAAGUAGAAGCAACCUUAGAAACAAAAUGAAAAUCUUAAAGAACUUAAGUGAUGUGGAAUACAGAGCAUCAAUCGGUUGUUCUGAGGAUUUACAGUUAAAUGCGAUCAUUGGCACAUUCAUACUCAAUAGGGACUGA